AUGACAAGCGCUCCCGUCUCCCGUGGCCACACCCCCCUCCCCGAGUCCCAAACCCUCCACCUCCCUCGCAUCCUGUGCCUCCACGGUGGCGGCGUGACCGGCGACGUCUUCCGCGCCCAAGCCCGCUCUCUCAUCAAAUACCUCCCCGACUUCCGGCUCGUCUUCGCCGACGGGCCCUUCUUCUGUGAUCCCGGUCCAGGCAUUGUGCCGGUGUACCAGGACUGUGGACCCUUCAGACGCUGGCUGCGAUGGUUACCCGAGCAUCCGGAGAUCGACAACGAGGCGGCGACAGAGGAGGUCAUGUAUGCCAUCGAGACGUGCAAGCGGGAAGACGAAGGGGAUGGGCCGUGGGUGGGACUGAUGGGCUUUAGUCAAGGUGCGAAGUUGUCGAGCAGUUUGCUGUAUGACCAGCAAAUCCGGGUAGAGAAAGAGGGAAAGGCGGAUACGGAUUAUAAGUUUGCGGUGUUGCUUGCCGGGAGGAGCCCAUUGGUGAGCUUUUGCGAGCACAGCAAGAGUCCGGCAUGUGUGGAUGCUGGGGCGAUCAGCGAGGGCUUCAAGUUUGACGGCGAGAGUCCGCAUAUCCUGAAAAUACCGACGAUCCAUGUGCAUGGCUUGGCCGACCAGGGUUUGCAUCUGCACCGGAAGAUGAUGAACCAGUACCACGAUCCGAAGUCGACGACAUUGAUCGAGUGGGAUGGAACACAUAGAGUCCCGAUCAAGAAGACGGAUGUGGAGAAGAUUACAACUGAGAUAUAUCGCGUGGCCAGAGAGCAGGGAGUGAAGGUAUGA
Saxophila tyrrhenica is the source of this 789-nucleotide messenger RNA. RefSeq lists its product as uncharacterized. The coding region runs from base 1 to 789 and encodes 262 amino acids. Gene Ontology annotation, cellular component: nucleus; cytoplasm. The transcript has a single exon. Gene Ontology annotation, biological process: secondary metabolite biosynthetic process. Lineage: Eukaryota; Fungi; Ascomycota; Dothideomycetes; Mycosphaerellales; Extremaceae. The record is from RefSeq and is a predicted model, not a curated record. Gene Ontology annotation, molecular function: hydrolase activity.